Messenger RNA from Teleopsis dalmanni, 2860 nucleotides. It is a transcript of the gene Sec5, whose product is annotated as exocyst complex component 2. The transcript is spliced from 10 exons. The record is from RefSeq and is a predicted model, not a curated record. Lineage: Eukaryota; Metazoa; Arthropoda; Insecta; Diptera; Diopsidae. Gene Ontology annotation, biological process: exocytosis; Golgi to plasma membrane transport. Gene Ontology annotation, cellular component: exocyst. The coding region runs from base 112 to 2793 and encodes 893 amino acids.
AAUUUAUUGUGAAUGAAUGACGAAUAAAAAUUUGAAGUCUCUGAAAAAGAAGAUUAAUAACUCAAUGUCUUAAAUAAAUUAUUAUAUUUGUUUAAAGAAAAUCUUUCAAAAAUGGCACCACAACCUGUGGUUACAGGUUUAUCACCCAAGGAGGGUCCACCUGGAACGCGAGUUAUUAUACGAGGGGAGUUUCUGGGCACAAAAGCAUCAGAUCUAAUCGGUUUAAAAAUUUGUGGCUGCGAUUGUUUAUUAUCAGCGGAAUGGAAAUCUACUAAUAAGAUAAUAGGGCGAACAGGGCCAGGUAAAGGGAAAGGCGAUAUUAUAGUAACAACGAUAAGUGGAGGACAGGGCACGUCUACUGUGCAAUUUCGUGCCUAUCACGAAACUAUCGGUGGACCGUUAAAAGAAUCAGCGGUUUGGAUAGAGGAGUCGCCUGCACAGAAUUUCGCUUGGGGUCGACGAUCCUUGGCGCCGUCUGCUUUAACACAAGAAGAUCCUUUGGGACUGUCAAUCGAAGGAAACGAGCAAAAAAUACCAGAAGACCUGCGCGAUUUAUUACCUGAGGCGAGUGGUGAUUUAUCACAGGAGAGCUUUUCACCUGCGUGGUUCUUACUUGAAAAUCACUUAGCAACGUCUUUUGGUGACUUGAAACUUGGUUUGUCCUACUUAAAACGUAAAGUCGAAAGUCAAAAGGAAGGACAGUUGUCGUUUUUAAAAUCCAAUGCUGGAUCUGUUAUUGAUCAACUUGACACUCUGAUGAAUAUACGUGAUAAAUUGCAGGAAGACGGUCGUUUGUAUGGAAACGAAAUGCUAAACGUCUUGGAGGAUUCGAUACAAAAUUCGAUAGCGGAGUCGCAGAAAAUAUUCACAGAUGUCCUAAUACGUAAAGAGAAGGCGGACUCGACAAGAGCGGUUCUAUUUGCUUUGUCGAGACAUAAAUUCCUAUUUUGCUUACCAAACUCGGUGGAUAAACGAGCUCAAGCUGGUGAAUAUGACAUUGUAGUGAACGAUUAUUCACGAGCCAAAAAUCUGUUUGGAAAGACGGAAAUACCUGUAUUUCGAAAUAUAUUGGAGGAAGUUGAUCAGCGCGUGGUACAAAUUCGAAAGCAACUACAUGAAAAAGUUGUGCAAAUGCCCCAAAGCAUUGAGCAGCAGAAAAAACUUAUAAAAGCUUUAAUAAAUUUAGAGGUUCAGCAAUCCGGUACCAGCAUAGGUGAAAAAUGGCGCAAUGUAGAUCCUGCAUGGGAUGCUAUUGAUGCGCGAGCCAAAUAUUUGGAAUAUACAUUUAAGCAAACAUUUGAGCAAUAUAGCAACAAAGACAGUGCCGCCCAAGAAAAAGGAAAAAAUCGUGAUCCAAAUCUGCCGCCGGCGCGAGUAUUGUUUUGUGAAGAAAUAUGUGACAUUGCCGCGUCACAGUUGCCUGAAAUGUGGCGUUUGGGGCAGUUGUACUUUACAGGCGAGCUGCGAGGGCCCAAUGACCCUAAGCCAGGUGACUUUAAGCGUAUGAUUUUGAAUGCCAUAGAAAAACUUUGUACAUAUCUACGAGUCGCUAUACUAAUCAACUCUGAUUUGCGCACAAUAAGGCAAACUACCGGUUUAUCGUGGCCUAUUGGUUCAUCAUCAGCAACACAUCAGUUUUUGCCCUGGGUAACGCAGUGUUUGCGUUAUACACGCAUCACCUACGCCGCGCUUAUACAGCUGGAUUUACCGUCGGAAGCUUUAGAUAUCAUACAAAAGUUCAUUGAUGAAAUACGUCUAUUUUGCUUAACGAUUAUAUUUAAACGAGCUAUAGAACGUUCUGCCAAGUUAGGUGAAAGAGAAACCUGGGAGAUGGGUGUGGAAGACUUCCCUGGUGUGACCUUGCUACCGAGUUAUUUGGAAGAGCUUAUUAUUGAAACUUUAGAUGAAGUGCAAACAUCUUGUAUGAAUCCUGAAAUAAAAGAAGGCAAUUUGUUGGAGCCUCGUUCUGAUGGUCAACGCGAGAUUUCUACACGUUUACAAGAGUUCCUCUUAUCAUUUUGUGCAGUUAUCGAGGAAUUAGCAUAUCAGUCGCACGAUGAAGAAACUCCAACGCAUAAUAUAUCGCAGUUGCUCGGCUAUCCGCACACUGCUCAAACUUCAGGACGAUUUUGGUGUUCGACAGUUGUGACUUGGGAGCAGAGAAUGCUUUGUUGUUUGGCCAAUUGCUCAUAUUGCAACAAAAGUUUCUUUCCGCAUGUCGGCGAAAUAUUUGUCAAAUAUGGUUAUCCACUACCUACUUUAGCGAUUGAGGCUUCGCGCUAUGCUGUAAAUGAACUUUUUACCAAUUUACUUGAAGCUUACGUUGAACAUAAGGGAGAUCCACUAGUGGGCACCAUCGAGCCCUCUAUGUAUUUGGGACGCUUUCAGUGGGACAACGAAAUGGAAAUUGGCAAAUUACGGCCCUAUGCACAUGAGUGCUGUGAUAACUUAGUUGGCGUUUAUUCGGAGAUUUUCACGAUUUCACCCGCGCUGCUUAGACCAAUAUUGGAGCCUAUAGUGUUAACGGUUUCUGAAGAGUUGGCAAGGCUCAUGAGUUGUGUACAAAAAUUUAGUUACACAGGCGCAAUACAAGCAAAUGUGGAUAUACGUCUCAUACACGACGUGUUAAAUUAUUACACAAACGAAACGGGAAAGAAUUAUUUCAUGGAAGCUCUGGAAGCUAUAAAUCCUCCAUUAGACUCAGCACAGCUUAAGAAGGCCGAUGAGAUUCUAGAGCAUGCGAAGCAAAACAUGAGACUGCAGUUGAUGUGCUUUUCAGUGAAAGAUCCAUAAAAAAUAUUGGGUUCAAAAGUUGAAUAACCCUAGGUGCGAAACAAUUUUAAUGUUAUGUACCCAUUAU